This is a messenger RNA of Mycena citricolor, 1462 nucleotides long. Lineage: Eukaryota; Fungi; Basidiomycota; Agaricomycetes; Agaricales; Mycenaceae. The record is from the annotation of a GenBank genome assembly.
CGCGACUUGCAUUUCAGUUCACUGCAUAGUCGAAAUUGCUCCGCACUGCAAAAGCCUUCAUUCACUUACGGCCUUGAUUGCCCUCAAAACCUUGCUUUGAUUCAAAUAUUUGGCCUUGCUGUCCUGCUCAACUUGCUCGCGUCACUUCGUGGUCUAGGCUAACAUGCCUCGCGAGAUUGUAACCCUGCAGUUAGGACAAUGCGGAAAUCAAAUGGGGUCUGUUUUCUGGCAACGGUUAUGCGCAGAGCAUGGUAUCAACAAAGAAGGGAUCUUGGAGGAGUGGGCAACAGAAGGAGGGGAUCGAAAAGACGUGUUUUUCUAUCAAGCAGACGAUGAACACUAUAUUCCACGUGCAAUUCUAGUUGAUCUCGAGCCUCGCGUGAUCAACAAUAUCCUCACAUCUCCCUACGCCAAUCUCUACAAUCCCGAGAAUAUCUUCGUUUCCAAAGAUGGGGGUGGUGCAGGAAACAAUUGGGCUCAAGGGCACGCUUGGGGGGAGCGCAUCUAUGAGGAUGUUAUGGAAAUGAUCGACCGUGAAGCUGAAGGAAGCGAUUCGUUAGAGGGAUUCAUGGCCAUGCACUCCAUUGCAGGAGGAACAGGGUCUGGCCUGGGCUCAUUCCUUUUGGAACGAUUAAACGACAAAUUCCCGAAGAAGUUGAUCCAGACCUAUAGCGUCUUCCCGAAUGCACAUGAGGGAGAUGUUGUUGUACAGCCGUACAAUUCGAUGUUGACUCUGAAAAGACUUGUCAAUCACGCUGACUCUGUGGUCGUCCUCGACAACGGCGCGUUGUCUCGCAUAUCUGCCGACCGUUUACAUGUGCAAACCCCCACCUUCGAUCAGACUAACCAGUUGGUUGCGACGGUGAUGGCAGCCAGCACUCAAACACUCCGAUACCCCGGGUACAUGAACAACGACCUCGUUGGAAUUAUCGCGUCUUUGAUACCAACUCCACGAUGCCAUUUCCUGAUGACUUCCUAUACGCCUUUCACUAGCGACCAAAUCGACAAGGCGCGUGCUGCUCUGGCCCAUGAGGCUUGUGGGGAUGUUGACCCCACAGACGUCCAUCAAUCUCUCCUGCGGAUCAGAGAGCGACAAUUGGCCAAUUUCAUACCUUGGGGGCCUGCUUCGAUCCAAGUCGCGUUGACUAGGAGGUCCCCUUACGUUGCGUCCAACCACCGAGUCAGUGGAUUAAUGCUCGCCAACCACACCAGUAUUGCCUCGCUUUUCAAGCAAAUGCUCGAUCAAUUCGACAAACUGCGCCGGAAGAAUGCGUUCCUUGAGCAGUACAAGAAGGAACGGAUUUUCGAGAACAGUUUGGAUGAAUUCGAUGAUGCUAGGGCCACUUGCGAAGAGCUUAUGAAAGAGUACAAAGCCUGUGAGAGCGCAGAUUAUAUUACGUAUGGCGCACAGGACGGAGAACAACCAGCAUGAAUGACCUUAUAUCUGUAGCCUUAGCUGUAU